AUGCACCAAAGGCUUCUCGAGGAGCUGGGGAUUUCGUACGAGUCGCCGUACAACAGAAAAAGCAAAAUGGGAGAGAAAGAGAAAAAGAGCCUGCAAAAAGACUACUCUUUCUUCCUAGACGAGCUAAUAGGCAUUCCUGCAAAUGCGCCGUAUGUCCACGACUACAGCGAGGCCCCUCCAGUGCUCACGAUAGGCGAGGUGGAGGAAAUAGUGAGCGCCUUUGAGGUAAACACAAGCGCGCUAAACAGCAAGAGCACAGGCGCCAUGCCCCGAGACGCUUUUGCGCAGGGAGAGAAGAAAGAAACAGUAAAGUGUGCAAACUGCGCGCUUAUGAAGAACAGCACAAAGCCCCAGCAGCCUGCACAGCCCAGCAAUCUGUCGGACUUUUCUUCUGCGAAAGACCUGCUUCCUCCAGAUAUAAGCAAAAACCUUCCCAAAAGAAGCAAGCAGGAGCCUGUAAAGGAGGACGAAAUAGACAAGGUCGCAAAUGUAGAAAAAAAGCUUCUAGACGUAAUCCGAAACGAGGUGCUGUCUCCCAAAGAAAAGAUAGAGUGGGAGGACAUUGCAGGGCUGCCCCAGGUGAAAAUGGCGAUAAAGGAAAUUGUUGUGUGGCCAAUGAUGCGCCCAGACAUAUUCAAAGGGCUCCGAGGCCCCCCUAAGGCGCUUCUUCUGUUUGGGCCUCCCGGGACAGGAAAAACCAUGAUUGGAAAGUGCAUUGCCAGCCAGUCGCAGUCCACGUUCUUUUCGAUCAGCGCCUCCUCGCUCACCUCCAAGUGGGUUGGAGAGGGCGAAAAAAUGGUUCGGGCGCUCUUUUCGGUGGCAACGGAGCUGGCCCCGUCUGUGAUUUUCAUUGACGAAAUCGACUCGCUUCUCAUGCAAAGAACAGAGGGCGAGAACGAAAGCACGCGGCGCAUAAAAACAGAGUUUCUUGUGCAGAUGGACGGAGCCAAGCAGGGAAAAGACAACGUUCUGGUUAUCGGCGCCACAAAUCGGCCGCAGGAAAUAGACGAGGCAGCCCGAAGAAGGUUUGUGAAGAGGCUGUACGUCCCUCUCCCGGACAAGGAGGGCCGCAUGGAGAUGGUCAGAAAAAUAACAAAAGACAUAUGCGCGCUCUCCUUUGACGAAAUAGACCAGCUUGCAGACUCCCUAGAGGGAUACUCUGGGUCAGACAUCUACAACUUAUGCCGAGAGGCCGCGAUGGAGCCGGUCCGGGAGAUCAAGGAGCUGGAAAAUCUCCACUCUCUCCGGGGAAUCCACAUAAAUGACUUUAUUUCGGCAAUGAAGCACAUACGAAAAAGCGUGUCUGCAAAAGAGCUUGUGUUCUACGAGGAGUGGAACAAAGAGUUUGGCGUCCUUUCUAGAUAG
This is a messenger RNA of Nematocida major, 1365 nucleotides long. RefSeq names its product fidgetin-like protein 1. Bases 1 to 1365 code for a protein of 454 amino acids. The record is from RefSeq and is a predicted model, not a curated record. NCBI's taxonomy places the organism in Eukaryota, Fungi, Microsporidia. Gene Ontology annotation, molecular function: ATP hydrolysis activity; ATP binding. The transcript has a single exon.